GCUCUUUCCAUUUUUUAUAACCUGAAGAUUUUGUGAGUAUCACUCCUGCAUUUUUGUUCAAGUCACUAAAGAGUUGGGAGGGUUGUGGCGCCACACUUGACAGUCUUCAGGCCGACUUCUCUAGACUGCAGGAGGAGAGCCCGGUGGGUCUCAGGACCCGAGGAUAUGGUGGCUGGGACCCCGCUUGGGCACCUUAUUAAAAUGUACAAAAAUAGGUAAAAGGAGCUGUCAGACACAGCAAGGAAGUGCGAGAUACGCUUUCUCCACUCAGAAAAGGAGGGAGGAGGAAAGUUUGUCUAGGCGCAUUGAAAGAGGAGCCGGCUCCGUUUGGAAGGCAACGAGUCCUCGGUCUCCUUGCUCAGAGACAUUGGCAAAUGUUUCUUUAAAUGCCCGGGAGCGCUCCGUGUCACGAGAAGCAGCUCCGCGCUCGCGGGGGAGAUUUUCCGGCGGAGCCGAUCCCGCGCCCGCCUUCCGUCCUGCCCCGGGAGAAGCGCCGCCCGCUCCGGCCUCGCCGCCCCCCGAGCCCGAGCCCGAGUCGCCGGCCGCCGGAGUAGCGCUGCCCAGCCGGUAGGCCCGCGCCGAAGCGGGCGAGCGCGGCGGGCCCCGGCGAUGGAGGGGCAGAUGGCGGGGCUGUACGACCUGGGCCGCCGGCUGGGCAGGGGCCACUUCGCCGAGGUGCGGCUGGCCCGGCACGUCUUCACGGGCGAGCGCGUGGCCGUCAAGGUGAUCGAGAAGGGCCGGCUGGGCGGCGCGGCGGCGGCGCGGCUGCGGCGGGAGGUGGGCUGCAUGAAGCUGGUGCAGCACCCCAACGUGGUGCGCCUCUACCAGGUGCUGGAGACGCCGGCCCGGCUCUACCUGGUGCUGGAGCUGGGCGACGGCGGGGACCUCUUCGACCUGCUGACGCGGCGGCCGGGCGGGCUGGACGAGGCGCGGGCCAAGGGCUACUUCGCCCAGGUGGUGCACGCCAUCUCCUACUGCCACCGGCUGCACGUCGUGCACCGCGACCUCAAGCCCGAGAACGUGCUCUUCUUCCAGCAGCAAGGGGUGGUCAAGCUCACCGACUUCGGCUUCAGCAGCUGCUUCCAGCCGGGCACCAUGCUGGCCACCAGCUGCGGCUCCCUCGCCUACUCGGCCCCCGAGAUCCUGCUGGGCGAGGAGUACGACGCCCCCGCCGUGGAUAUCUGGAGCUUGGGUGUCAUCCUUUACAUGCUGGUCUGUGGACAUCCCCCUUUCCAGGAGGCCAACGACAGCGAGACUCUGACCAUGAUCCUGGACUGUCGCUAUGUGAUACCAUCGGGCAUCUCCCUCCUGUGUGCAGACCUUAUUGUCCAGAUGCUGCAGCGGGACCCCAAGCAAAGGGCCUCCUUGGAGCUCAUUGAAAACCACGCAUGGCUCCAGGGGGUGGACCCCUCCCCAGCCAGCCAUUCUCUUCUGCCGCUGACAUCACACCGGAGGGUUUUGGAGGAGGAGCACGAGAUCAUCAUCCAGACCAUGAUGUGUGGCCACAUUGCAGACCGAGAAACCAUCCAGGAAGCCCUGGAGGCCAAGCGCUACAAUCACGUCACUGCCACCUACUUUCUGCUGGCCGAACGGAUUCUGCGUGAGAAGCAGGAGAAGCAGACCCUGGCUGAGCAGCUCCAGAGCAGGAGCCCAGCAGGCAAGUCCUGCCCCUCUCUGCCCACAAAGCUGCCCCCAGCCACCAAGGGCACUCUGGAGACUGUCGCUGCGGAGUACGCCGGGAAGCCUCUCCUUUGCCGCUCAUCCUCGGGCGAGGGCAGGUCCUCUUCCAGCUUCCGUGGAUGCGGGCAGCCUCUGGGGGCCCUCAUCCAGCCCUCCCUCAUGGAGACGGGCAUCGCCAAGAGCACCCUCGCCUUGCAGCAGAUUUCGGAGGAGGAAGAGGAGGAAGAGGAGGAGACAGAAGGGAAGCCGGGCCUCUCUCGAAGGCGGACCUCCUCCUUGAACCAAGAGCAGAUGAGCCGCUUCCAGAGCACUGCGUCAUCCCUGCUCUUCUGUCGGGCCCUUGCAGCCCACUACAAAGCAGGGAAGAGCCUCCUCCCUGCACACGCCAAGUCCUCCUGCCCGGAACAAGGGCCUGGGAUGGCUCCAGCAGCUCCACCGGAGCAAGCAUCCCCGAGCAGCCAGUUAGGGACAGGCCGAGACCCACAGAUGGAGGAGCCUGGCAGCAGCCUCAGCUUGCAAGUGGGGAGGAGGCCUGAUGAACCCCCAGGGGAAGCCACCCCGCUAGGCAGCCAGGGAGGGGGCCCUGUCAGACCAGAGGGAAAGCCUGGCCGAAUUGAGCCCCUUCUGGCAGAGGAAGAAGACCAGAGUGACCUCCUUCCAUCGAGAGAAGGAGAUCCUGUACAGGAGGAACUCUUGGAGGUUGGGGGGCAGAGCCCCCAGCCCCAGAGCAGCACAGCUCUUCUGCAGGGUGGCUGUGCCCCAGGAACCACUGGAGCCGACCUGGUGCCAGGAGCAGAGGGCAAGGGCCAAGAGCUGGGGCCGCCCCAUGGGGCCAAAGCCUGCUGUGAUGGCCAGAGCCAUGGCAGCGGCCAUGACAGCCUCGCGGACAGCAUCAUCAAGCUGGACCCGGCGAAAGGCAAGAACGCUAACCUGAAGGAUCGGCUCCUGCAGUUCCCGCUCUGCGAAAAGGCCCUGGCCUUCCGGAUGCAGCCCAGCUCCAGAGAGAGCCUGCUGUCCUUGGGGCAGUUCAACUGUUGCCACGUCAUCUAGGCAUGCAAGAGAGAAGAGCAAGGAGAGCCGAGAAAGACCUCCAGGGGAGAGCAGGGUAGUGGCAGUGUCCAGUUGCCAAGGUCCGUGCUUUGCUGUCUAUAUCCUCCCUUGGGAGGGGCUUCCUGUGUGAGAACCAAGCAGCUCCCAGAAUCCACACGGCACCUUUGGCCGGGGUGUUUCCCCUUAUGUCCCACUGCACUCACAACUUCUCACACAAACCCUCUUCCUGGUCAGUGAUGGAGGAAGUCUUCAGCUUGCUCUGGUGCAGCUGGAAGCUUUGGAGAACUUGGAAAUGAGAAGGAAGCCAAGGCUGCGCUCCUCAGAGUCGACAAUGAACUUGGGAUGUCCACUGACCCUGGAGGUCUUGGAGAAGUCUUUCUAGGAGAUGCAGGAUCUCUCCAUGCCUCUCCAGGGUAAACUAGGGUUUAACUUAAGGUAAUCGGCCUACUACACCUGGGGGGUUAUUUAUACCAAGCAGGUGGUGGGCUUGAUUUUUCCUGGCAGAGCCACCUGCUUGGAAGUGGCCUUGGCCAUCUCCCCCUUGUGGUGCCUCCAGGCCAGGGGACGUCAUGCGCCCACCCAGCGUCUCCAUCAGCAGCUGUUGAUGAGCUGGCAGCUGUGGUGGGCCUUGAUCCUUUUUCUUUCUGGUUGCCCACUCUCCACCCUGGCAGAGCAGUGGGCUUCCUCCCUUUCUGGGCCCACUCUCUCUCAUUCCCCCAGCUUCAAUUUUGGGAGCAUGCGCUGCUGUGGUCACCACUUCGAAGUCCAGCUCACUCCUGGACCAGGACCAGGCUGGGGGAAAAGUGUAAGCGUGGCAGAGUCAGAUUGGGGACCUUUGUGCAGUGCAGGUGUGAGCAGGGCAGGCAGGUGUUCAUUGCUAGGUCCCUACAUCUGGAUUUGCCGUUAGGCUUGGUUGGUUCCUGCCUUCCUUCCUGCCCCCAGUCUGUGGAGGAUGAUAAGCCCUUCGGCCAGGCCUCUGUUGCUGCCGCUUCCUCCAUCCCGAACUCUCUGUCCUGGCUGCCAAGGAGCGUGUGGCUCUCUGAACCCUAGGAGACAGGCAGCUUUUUAUAGCAACUGAGGUAUUUUAGCAUAUUUUAAGGUUUAUCACCUGGGUUGGCCCUAGGUGGCCAACAUACCUUCUUCCCAGCAUGAACCAAGCUGUUGGGUUGCCCUCCUUUGCCUGCAGGCUGGAAGAAGAGCUCGGAAGGCCCUGGCUGGGCAGAGAGGGCAGAAGAGGGCACUUAAUUCCCCCCGCUCAGUCCCCCGAGGCUCUGUGUUUCUCCCCUCCUGCCUGGCCCCCCAUCCUGUGACCUGUGCCCAAACUCCCAUCCUCUCCCAGAGGCUUCUGGGGAAAAGCAGCUCUCCCUCUGUAUUUAUCCUCUUUUCUUGCUGGCAAGGAAUGGAUGGGGGGAGGGGAAGGGACUGAGCUCUUGGAGUUCUGUGUCACGUGCACUGAUGGGAUCGAAGGGAAAGCAAGGCCAACCCAAUAAAAUGAUCACUCUGGAUCCCAAAGCAACUUGUGGCUCCUUGUCAAGAAAAAGCUGAGGAUUUUACUCGGGUUGGUACCACUGAGCCUGGCUGUGCAGGCACCUCGGCCCUCGCUCUGCAGGCAAGCCACACAUCCACAAGGGGGGUGGGGAACUCAGGCUACCAUUCACCUCCCUAGGCCUUCAUUGGAUCUGCCAGAGCCAGGUAGCUUCAGGGGUCUCUGUCUUUCCCACCUGCAACCCCAGAGGAGCCUUUCAAGGGAAAUCUUCCAUCUCAGGCUGCGGAGGGCUUUUCUGACUAUACUUUCCCUUGUGGGGGGAGCUGCAGACUAGAGGCCUUUUGUGGUUUCUCUGAGGACAGAAGAAGAGCAAAAGGCCUCCCUGUUCUAAAUGUGUUUUGUUUGGCAGCUGAGUGAAGAAGCUUUGAACUCACUGCAGUGUCUGCUGUAUUGAAAGCCACUCAUUCUGAUGAUAAAUUGUCCUUUGGAGGACAGCUGCACUGGGAGGGAAAACUAAUACAGGGAGAUCCAACAAUGGAAAUAUGUCGUUAGCCUGUUCUCUACCAGUCAACCUUUUGACUGAAUUGUCCCAUGGGUUUCUUCUGGUGGGAGGUUUUGUUUGUGGGAAGGGGGCUAUCUCAAGCUGGGUGGGUUCAUUUGAAGCCAUGUCUGUUGCUCCACAGGAAGGCUGAAACCUGGGGAAUAUCUGUCUUCCCUUGGCCAUCAGCUGCUCAUACUUUCAAGCAUCCUGGGCUCUGGGGAGAUCUGCCAUAUCCAUCUGAUGCUUAAAUCCCAGGAUUGAUGUGGACCCUGGGAUUGGAUGCACCACUGAGGACUCUUUUUUUUUCCAAGUUUUUUUUUUAUUUUUUAGACAAACACACAUACAAACAUACAACGUAUUUUCUUUGAACAGAGUAUUUUCCCGGUUCACAAAUUUAAACAGUAUUUAGUCAUUUCAAUUAAAUUUACAAUUUCUAUAUUUCCUUUUUGCCAUAUUCAUUUCUCAUCUAUUUUUAAGAACCAAUAUUACCCUUCAUUCUCAUCUCUAAUCUUAAUCAAAUUCAGUUUUUCCCUUCUAUCUAUAUUAUACCCCUUCCCAUUGUCAUCUAUUUGUAUAUCUAUCUUCACAUUGGUUAGUUAUGUAAUGUUACAGUUGUUUAAUUCUUAUAAUAAAUCCGCUUAUUUUAUAA
Pantherophis guttatus is the source of this 5406-nucleotide messenger RNA. RefSeq lists its product as uncharacterized. Gene Ontology annotation, cellular component: cytoplasm. Gene Ontology annotation, biological process: protein phosphorylation; intracellular signal transduction. NCBI's taxonomy places the organism in Eukaryota, Metazoa, Chordata, Lepidosauria, Squamata, Colubridae. The record is from RefSeq and is a predicted model, not a curated record. Gene Ontology annotation, molecular function: ATP binding; protein serine/threonine kinase activity.